This is a messenger RNA of Aspergillus tubingensis, 894 nucleotides long. RefSeq lists its product as uncharacterized. The record is from RefSeq and is a predicted model, not a curated record. Lineage: Eukaryota; Fungi; Ascomycota; Eurotiomycetes; Eurotiales; Aspergillaceae. The transcript has 3 exons. The coding region runs from base 1 to 894 and encodes 297 amino acids.
AUGCAACCGACCACCACGUCCACAUUAUCUUCACGUCGCUCGUCGCAAGUCAUUGCUCCUUCAGUCGCUGCAUCUCUACCGAGCACUCAUACAGCUGCAAUCCCAACCGUCAGCGACCAGACAAACAACAUGUCUACGUCGGGUCCACUUCGUCAUCCCAAACCGCUCACUCCUUCCGAUAUCCAUUCAAUGCUCGAGCAAGAGCAGGAGGCAAUGGUGAAUCGCUUGUCGCGAGAGCUUUCCCUCCUUCGUCAACAAACGAACUCGGUCGCAUCGACAGCCUCCUCGACAUCCACCACCCUUAACGACUCGGUAGAUGGGCUCCAUGCAUCGCCAUACAUUAUCAGCACUGCGCACCCCACAUCAUCGCGAAGACACCGCUCAUCCUCCAGCUUGAGCUCCUCCUACAUCCCAGCGGUGCAAGGCUCGAGAGCGGGAAGUGUUUCCGGCAUUGCUCCUGCGCGAGAGGCAUACCUUCCUGCGACACGUCCUGAUCCCUCGCGACCGGGGCGAAGCAGGGAAUCAUCGCUCACCUCUCAUCGGCAAUCGGAAGGGGCGUUGCCAUCAACGCCAGGAUCUCAUCAUCAGACACAGCCGACUGACCACCCAGCCCAUCAUGCGGGCAGCUAUCCGCACCGCAGCUCGCUGUCCCAGCAGAAGACGCCCAGUAUUAGUUCUACAAGCCGCCAUGAAGAGGUCUUGCAGCAGCGCGGAGAAGUCGAUUCGCUCAAACGCGAGAACGAGAUGCUACGCCGACGUGUCCGAGACCUUGAGUCUGUCAUCUCAAAGAUUCAAUUACAGGAGUCGAAUUCUUCUCAUUUGAGAGACGACAACUCCCCAUCUACACCUACCCCAGACUCAAAAGAGCCAUCCGGUACGGAGAAUAAGGAAUGA